This is a messenger RNA of Galeopterus variegatus (Sunda flying lemur), 1155 nucleotides long. RefSeq names its product polymerase (DNA directed) nu (gene POLN). The record is from RefSeq and is a predicted model, not a curated record. Gene Ontology annotation, biological process: double-strand break repair; DNA-templated DNA replication. Gene Ontology annotation, molecular function: DNA binding; DNA-directed DNA polymerase activity. Lineage: Eukaryota; Metazoa; Chordata; Mammalia; Dermoptera; Cynocephalidae.
AAUAUCCAAGGUAUCUCCAAGCACCCGAUUCAGAUUACUAAACCUAAAAAUUUUAAAGGUAAAGACGACGCGAUUCUCACGAUCACCCCGAGGGCCGUGUUUGUUUCAUCUGAAGGCCACACCUUCCUGGCAGCAGACUUUUCACAGAUUGAAUUGCGCAUUCUUGCACAUUUAUCUGAGGAUCCAGAACUUUUGAAGUUAUUCCAAGAAUCUGAAAGAGAUGAUGUAUUUUCUACCCUGACUUCACAGUGGAAGGACAUUCCCGUGGGACAUGUGACACAUGCAGACAGAGAGCAGACCAAGAAGGUGGUGUACUCGGUGGUCUACGGAGCAGGGAAGGAGCGGCUUGCUGCUUGCCUUGGAGUUGCUGUUGAGGAAGCUGCCCAGUUUUUGGAGAGUUUUCUGCAGAAGUAUAAGAAAAUCAAGGACUUUGCCCGAGCAGCUAUUGCCCAGUGUCAGCAGACAGGCUCUGUGACAUCUAUCAUGGGCAGAAGGAGACCUCUGCCGAAGAUCCGGGCACAGGACCAGCAGCUCCGGGCCCAAGCAGAGCGGCAGGCGGUGAACUUCGUGGUGCAAGGCUCGGCCGCCGACCUCUGCAAGCUCGCCAUGGUCCGCAUCUUCGCUGCAGUGGCCUCUUCCCCCACCUCGACAGCCAGGUUGGUUGCCCAAAUUCAUGACGAGCUGCUGUUUGAGGUAGAAGACUCACAGAUCACAGAGUUUGCAGCCCUUGUCAGGGGCACCAUGGAGUCCUUGCAGCAGGUGCGGGCUUUGGAGCUGCAGCUGCAGGUGCCCCUAAAGGUGAGCUUGAGUGCCGGCCGCUCGUGGGGACACCUGGCGCCACUGCAGCAGGCCUGGGCCCUCCACUUGGACCAACUCGCACUGAGUCUCCCAGCAACAGCCCGGCCACUUCUGGGCCCCUCGUUGGCACCCACCCUCUGUGUGUGCAUUUUUCGCCUUCAUUUUGUUCGUAGCCCCAGGCAACAGUGGGGGUAGAGAACCGGUUUCCACCAGCCCACUGUGUGGCCUUCCCCAAGGUCACCAGCUUUGAACUGGCUCCAGGACUCAGUGCGGGGCCACAUUAACCCCUUGGAGUUGGGGCUUCCUGGUCCUGAGAGUAAAUGCCUAUGCGAAGCUGCCUCCUCCUUGUCUGAGUGA